Molecule: messenger RNA, 789 nt
Organism: Lobosporangium transversale
Lineage: Eukaryota; Fungi; Mortierellomycota; Mortierellomycetes; Mortierellales; Mortierellaceae
Product: SCO1/SenC-domain-containing protein
Exons: 4
Coding region: 1-789 (262 amino acids)
Biological process (GO): mitochondrial respiratory chain complex IV assembly; intracellular copper ion homeostasis
Cellular component (GO): mitochondrial inner membrane
Molecular function (GO): copper chaperone activity; copper ion binding
Source: RefSeq, a predicted model, not a curated record
AUGCAGCUUCCCGUGAACUGCAAUGUCCGAUAUUAUAGUAACAUUAAGUCAGAGGGCGCCCGGGCUCAAAGUACAAGUGCUGCAGGAGCAUUGAACUGGAAGACUCUUGCUGUUUUUACUGCAACUGGCGCUGGCUUGCUCUAUUACUUCCGUGAAGAAAAGAAGCGCGUCGAAGCUGCUCGAGCUAAGGAGGCACGACUUGCUAGGGAAAACACUACAUACGGGAAACCAAAGAUCGGUGGACCCUUCUCAUUGAUUGAUCAGAAUGGAGUCCUUACCACAAACGAAGAUUUCAAGGGACGUUAUAUGCUCAUCUACUUUGGCUUCACAAACUGCCCUGACAUCUGCCCGGAGGAGCUCGAUAAGAUGGCAGAAGUCUUGGAUACUGUCAACUCUGACCCAAAGAUCGGCAAUGUGAUUACUCCCAUCUUCAUCACCUGCGACCCUCAGCGUGAUACAGUCUCGGAGGUAAAGAAUUAUGUCAAGGAAUUCCAUAAAGAUUUGAUUGGAUUGACUGGAUCAAUGGAGGAAAUCGCCAAGGUGGCAAAGGCAUAUCGUGUUUAUUUCUCUAAGCCUCCCAAGGUAGCAGAAGGUGAAGAUUAUUUGGUGGAUCAUUCUAUCUUCUUCUACUUGAUGUCACCAGAGGGUGAGUUUGUGGACUGUUAUGCAAAGGAUCACACAGCGGAACACGUUUCUGAAAGUGUGAAGAAUCAUAUCCAAGAUUACAUCAACAAAGGUGGUAAAGUCUCCAAGGAACUUGCUUCACGUCGAUCGCAGUCGUCAUCUUGA